GGAGAAAAGUUUUUCAGACCCCCUCCCCUGUAUGUUUUUGUUGGGGGAAAAGUUGUUGGUAGUUAGGUCGUGUGAAUGUAGCGUGUCCGUCGUGUUUCGCCCCUCGGUAGCAGCGGGAAUGCGAGUGUUUUGCUUCCCUGAAGUCGGAGAGCGAGCUUGUGAGCAGGGCAACGACGCUUUACGUCCUCUGGCUCGGACUGAAAAAUCUCAGUGGCCAUCAUCGUUUCACCUCUGCCGUCUCGUUAGCCACCUAGCUAGCUCCGCCGCUAGCUAACUACCCAACAAAGUUAACGCUACCUCGCCUCAUAGUGUGUUUCUUGUGGUGACUCCCAGCUUGGGGGUUGGAGGGAAAAAAAGCAACCGUAAGGAUGGCAGAAACCAAAAUAAUUUAUCACAUCGACGAAGAGGAGACGCCGUAUUUGGUGAAGAUACCUAUUGCUGCCGAAAAUAUCACUUUGCUGGAUUUUAAACAGGUCUUGAACAAGCCAAACUACAAGUUCUUCUUCAAGUCUAUGGACCAGGACUUCGGGGUGGUGAAGGAAGAGAUUUCUGAUGACAGUGCCAAGUUGCCAUGUUUCAACGGCAGAGUGGUGUCAUGGUUGGUUUCGUCGGACACUCCCGCAGCAGAGCCCCCGGUGGCAGUGGUCCCCCCUGCGGAAACAACAGCCCAGCCUUCGCCCCCUCCUCCGCCACUCCCACCCCCACCUGUAGAGAGGACUGGGGGCAUCGGGGACUCCAGACCGCCCUCUUUCCACCCCAACGCUACAGGCAGCGUGGAGACCUUGGACGACCAGACCGAGACAGAGUCUGUAGUUUCCUUCAGGAGAGAGAGGCCUCGGCACAGAGAGAGCAUGGAGCAACACGGGCCUCGUAUGAACGGCCAGACUCGGCUUGAGCGCCACCUGGCGGGAUACGAGAGCUCCAGUACAGUGAUGAGCAGCGAGCUGGAAACCACCAGUUUCUGUGACUCGGAGGACGACGACACCAUGAGCAGGUUCAGCAGUGCGACAGAGCAGAGCACGGCUUCCAGGCUUCUGAAACGGCAUCGUCGACGCAGGAAACAGCGCCCCCCACGCUUGGAGAGGGCGUCAUCCUUCAGCAGCGUGACAGACUCCACUAUGUCCUUAAACAUCAUCACCGUCACUCUCAACAUGGAGAAGUACAACUUCUUGGGCAUCAGCAUUGUGGGCCAGAGCAACGAAAGAGGAGACGGAGGCAUCUACAUCGGCUCCAUCAUGAAGGGAGGAGCUGUGGCUGCAGACGGACGCAUCGAACCUGGUGACAUGCUGCUGCAGGUAAAUGACAUCAACUUUGAGAAUAUGAGUAACGACGAUGCAGUGCGGGUGCUGAGGGAGAUCGUACACAAGCCAGGGCCCAUCAUCUUGACAGUGGCUAAGUGCUGGGACCCUUCUCCUCAGGGCUACUUCACUCUGCCUCGCAAUGAACCCAUCCGACCCAUUGACCCAGCGGCGUGGGUGAGCCACUCUGUGGCUAUGACCGGGGCCUACCCCGCCUUCCCAGGCAGCUCCUCCCUCAGCACCAUCACCUCUUCCUCCUCCGUCACUGAGACUGAACGUUUUGAUGACUUCAACUUAUCACUGCACUCUGACAUGGCAUCGGUUGCCAAGGCCAUGGCCUCACCAGAGUCUGGUCUGGAGGUCAGGGACCGCAUGUGGCUUAAAAUCACCAUCCCCAACGCUUUCCUCGGCUCAGACGUAGUGGAGUGGCUCUUCCACCACAUUGAGGGAUUCCAGGACCGCCGUGAAGCCAGGAAGUACGCCAGCAACCUGCUGAAGGCCGGCUUCAUCCGGCACACCGUCAACAAGAUCACCUUCUCCGAACAGUGUUACUAUGUCUUCGGAGAUUUAAGCGACUGUGAGAACUACAUGGCCAACCUGUCCUUGAAUGACAAUGACGGCUCCAGCGGGGCCUCAGACCAAGACACUUUGGCCCCCCUGCCCCUCCCUGGGGCCUCCCCGUGGCCCAUGAUGCACACCUUCCCAUAUCAGCCCUACCCCACACAUCCCUUCUCCAGCCAGCCACCUCCGUACCACGAGCUUACCAGCUACAGCUACGCCCCCGGCAGCACCGGCAGCCAGCACAGCGAAGAAAAACCUACAGCUCUCAUGAAAAUUCAUCAGAGUGGCAGCACAGGGAGCCGAAGCAGCGGAUCGACGAGAAGCGAGGGCGAGCGACGCCGCAGCACUAAAGGUCCCGGCAGCACCGUGGGUGGAGGGGAGAAAUCCCCCUCAGGCGGAGGUGGGGAAGGUGGCGGGGCUGACUCGCGCUCCGGCAGCGGCAGCGAAUCAGAAUACUCCACCCGCAGCAGCCUGAGGCGUGGCCACGGUUCAGCCGCCCCCAGCGAGCACAGCCACGCCUCCUCCCAGCGCUCGCAUCAUCACCGCAUGCCCCAGCCGCCCCACAUGUCUCCCUACCCUCCGGGCAUCCUGCCUUACAACCCCAUGAUGGUGAUGAUGGUACCCCAGCACCCACAUGCGGCCAUGGCAGCCGCCCACGCUCUUCCUCACACGCAGCAACUGGCCACAGCCAUGCACCCUGCUCUACCACCGCCCCCUUCCUCCACUCCCGGGGGGCCUCCUGGCGCCCCGCCCACCCGUGACCUAGGCUCCGUACCCCCAGAGCUGACUGCGUCGCGUCAGUCGUUCCACCUGGCCAUGGGGAACCCCAGCGAGUUCUUUGUGGAUGUCAUGUAGUUUUUCCCCUAUCUUGGUGUUGAGUGACCAUUCAUGUGAAGUUAGUGCACGGUUCCCACUUGUUUUGACGAGGAUAUGGUGGUAGCUUUUUGAGCUCACAAGGGCCGAUUGGAUUGAAGGCACUUGUUACAAAUUUGGUGAGAACAGGGUUUAAGAUUGACAAAGAAAACAAGACAAAAUUAAAACACAAUUAAAGUGGGAUAUGGUCUGACUGUAUGUCUACGAAGUCUAGUUUCUCUCAUUCAAAUCCACUACAUAACAUUUUUAAUCCUAAAUGCGAAAAGACCAGUUCAACCUACUUAUCUCAGUAAUGAGUUUGUUUUUUCUCAAAAAGCAAACUCUCAAUACAAUAUUUAGAGUGCCUAUCAGAACAGAAAUAUAAUAUUUUAGGAGGGGAUGCACCUCCACAAACUAGCUACUUACGUCAGAGCUGUCCAUGCAGGAAGCGCACAGACUGCAGUUUUACACCAGGUACACUGUACUUGAAAACGGAUACAAUCUUGUAAACAUAUCUGGAUCAUCCUGCCAGAUUCAGUGGCAGCGCAGGAGCAUUUUGAGUGCCUUAACUGUUGGCAUUUUUAGAGACUUUUUCACACUCCAGGUACAUAAAAUAACUCAUCUUGUUCUAGCAUUGUUUGACAAUGAACCUCUCUGUGUAUAUAUCUACUACUCCCGUGUAAAAUGCAAACACUACAGAGCAGCGAGCUCGAAUGUGAAAAGAAAAUAGGUCCAAAAAUGUCAGGUGAACUUGUCUUUAGUAAUCACUGUCUUGGCCUAGCCGUGAAAUGACUCUCAUUGCGAGUGAGUUUUCAGUGUGGGACUGUAGAGGCUUAACGGUACUCAUAGCUGAAAAGACGAGAAAUUGAAACCGGUACUUUUUGAUUACGUACAGUGUAUAUCUUUAAGAACUGUGAUCCAAAUGCCCCAGCUCCCCAUGCUUAUUUUUACUGACUUGCAUUAUUCACCCAUUUCAUUUUUGUAUGAGUGACUAUAUAAAUCAUGUGUAACCGAACUAUUAAAGGUGCUAAAUGAAGAUUUGACAUUUCUAAAAAGAAUGACAUUGACAGUGUCACAUUGUUUGAUUUCAUAUCGACACCUUUUUGUUUGUGUAUUUGAGAAUAAAUUUGAUACUUACAUACUG
This is a messenger RNA of Micropterus dolomieu (smallmouth bass), 3855 nucleotides long. It is a transcript of the gene dvl2, whose product is annotated as dishevelled segment polarity protein 2. The record is from RefSeq and is a predicted model, not a curated record. The transcript has 16 exons. Gene Ontology annotation, biological process: canonical Wnt signaling pathway; intracellular signal transduction. Gene Ontology annotation, cellular component: cytosol. Bases 369 to 2714 code for a protein of 781 amino acids. NCBI's taxonomy places the organism in Eukaryota, Metazoa, Chordata, Actinopteri, Centrarchiformes, Centrarchidae. Gene Ontology annotation, molecular function: frizzled binding.